CCUGCAGGUCUGCAGAUCGUCCUGAAAUCUAUAAUGAAAGCCAUGGUUCCACUGCUACAGAUUGGCUUGCUGCUCUUUUUUGCAAUCCUUAUGUUCGCCAUCAUUGGUCUGGAGUUUUACAGCGGCAAACUUCACUACACCUGCAUCCCUCAGCUUGGAAUAUUGGAAAAUGAGACCGUGGAUUCAUCUGAGUAUGAGUUCCCGUGUGGUGUGCGUCAGUGUCCAUCCAAGUACAACUGUAGUGAUACCUGGAUUGGCCCCAAUGACGGCAUCACACAGUUUGACAACAUCCUGUUUGCCGUUCUGACUGUCUUCCAGUGCAUCACCAUGGAAGGAUGGACCACUGUACUCUACAAUGCCGAUGAUGCAUUGGGUCCCAGUUGGAACUGGCUCUACUUCAUCCCUCUCAUCAUCAUUGGGUCUUUCUUCGUCCUUAACUUGGUCCUGGGUGUCCUGUCUGGGGAGUUUGCCAAGGAGAGAGAGAGGGUGGAAAACCGUAGGGCUUUCAUGAAACUGAGACGCCAACAGCAGAUUGAGCGAGAGCUCAACGGAUACCGGGCGUGGAUAGACAGAGCAGAGGAGGUCAUGCUUGCUGAGGAGAAUAAGAAUGCAGGACCAUCUGCCCUUGAUGUGUUGAAGAGAGCCACCACCAUCAAGAGGAGAGGGAUAGAUGUGGUCCAUCGAGGGCAAACAGGAGAAGAACAAUAUGGUGACAUCUCUGUGGGCUCCCCCAUAGCAAGAGUGAGUAUCCGGAGUGCCAAACGAGGUCCUGCAGCGUAUUUUCGCCGGAAGGAGCGCCUCUUACGCAUCUCCAUCCGCCGUGUGGUGAAGACUCAGACGUUCUACUGGACUGUGCUGGGCCUAGUAGCACUCAAUACACUGUGUGUGGCAAUUGUUCACCACAACCAGCCUCUCUGGCUGUCUGACUUCCUCUACUAUGCAGAGUUCCUUUUCCUUGCUCUGUUUCUGACUGAGAUGUUUCUGAAGAUGUACAGCUUGGGACCACGACUCUACUUCCAUUCCUCCUUCAACUGCUUCGACUGUGGUGUUAUCGUGGGAAGUAUCUUUGAAGUGCUGUGGGGUUUCUUCAGGCCUGGAACUUCCUUUGGCAUCAGUGUCCUUCGUGCCCUCAGGCUGUUGAGGAUUUUCAAGAUUACGAAGUACUGGGCAUCUCUGAGAAACUUGGUCAUCUCCCUGAUGAACUCCAUGAAGUCCAUCAUCUCCCUCAUCUUCCUCCUGUUCCUCUUCAUUGUUGUCUUUGCACUCCUCGGCAUGCAGCUUUUUGGUGGCAGGUUCAUCUUUGAAGAUUACACUCCAACAAACUUUGACACCUUUCCGGCAGCCAUCAUGACGGUCUUUCAGAUCUUGACAGGGGAGGACUGGAACGAGGUGAUGUACAACGGCAUUCGCUCUCAAGGAGGGGUUAAGUCCGGCAUGUGGUCCUCUGUUUACUUUAUAGUCCUCACGCUGUUCGGGAACUACACUCUGCUGAAUGUUUUCUUGGCCAUUGCUGUGGAUAACCUUGCCAAUGCACAAGAACUUACCAAGGAUGAAGAGGAAGCAGAGGCGGCGUUUAACCAGAAGCACGCUCUGCAGAAGGCGAAGGAGGUUGGGCCGCUGUCUUCAUUUAUGUCAUCAGAUGGCAGCCGGAGGAGGCGGCCCUACCUGUACAGGAAAAGAGCCAUCCACCGCAGCCGACCUACCUACUCCUACUCCCUGGAGGAGGCCCAGGGCAGUGUCAGGGAGGGCCGCCUACCCCCACCACUCAAACCUUCUAACUCUUUCAUGUCCAGGAGAGAAAGAAGAAAAAGGAUGACCAUGUCAGUCUGGGAGCAGAGGACCAGCCAGCUGCGGCGACACCGCCAGAUGUCCAGCCGAGAGAUCCUGUUCAGCAGCCACAGCGAGGAGAAGGAUGGGCCUCCUGCUUCAACCCAGCAUGGACAACAAAGGCCUCUGUCACUGCAGCACAAAAUGAAGCAGACAACACCCUCCAGUAGCCUUAAACAAAUGGAAGACCCACUGCUCUCCCCAGUGAAGACACUGAAAGGCUCAGUGGAUGAGCCUGAAGCAUCUUCUAUGGAUGUUUCUCUAGAACCCACCUUCUCUAGUGACAUACCUGAACCCCCAAUGGCAGUUCUCGUUCAAGAGUCUCGAGAUCCCACUGACAUACCCCAUUCAGAUGUGCCUAUUACCAUACCAGAGUCACCUAAUUCAGAGCCCAUCUCUGAAAAUGGAAAACUUGACAUGAAUCAGAGUCACAACACAGUCAGUGGGUGUCGGAGCCCCAGACUCAAUGGCAAGCUUCAGCAUAAGGCCGUGAAGAAGUUCAGGCCAGCAGAUAUAGGCAAUAUGUCUACUCCUGAAAUUUCUGGGAUCAAGGGCAGGAGGGUGCGGCAUACCUGUGAUUCUGAGACAAGGACCACAAAUCAAGGAACUUCAUCUGGAGAUGGAAGUCUCUCAGCUACUCCCUCAGUCAGCAGGGACAGGACAAGGAAUCCAGUCCAAGUCGAGAGAGAAGUGGAGACUGAAAAGAAUGAAUCAGAGUUGUGCCAAAGUGAAAGAAGCAGAGAGGAUGGCCAAACGAAGGGAGGUGAUACCAAUCCACCAGACAACCAAGGCCAUCCUGAUAAUCUCUGUUCUCAGAAGAAUGAAGAUCUUCAUGAGCAGUUAGCCGUUUAUCCAUCUGCUAUCCAAGAGACUAACAAAGAGGAACUACAGACAGAGCAGGACCAGGAUAAGUCUCAGCUCAGCUCCAGUGUGACCAUUGAGAUGUUGAAACAGCAGUCACCUCUAGAGAUCUCAGCUAUCACAGUCAACAGUAAGGAAUGUGAAACAUGUAAGUCAGAAAAGGAAGAGGAAGAAGAGCCAAAGCCUGUCAUCACUGUGACCCCAAACAGCAUGUUCGUCUUUAAACCUGACAACCCAGUGCGUCGAGCGUGUCACUAUGUGGUGAACUUCAGGUACUUUGAAAUGUCCAUCCUGUUGGUCAUUGCUGCAAGCAGCAUAGCACUGGCUGCUGAGGAUCCUGUGGCAACCUCCUCUAACUGGAAUAAGGUUCUACGUUAUUUUGAUUAUGUGUUCACUGGAGUCUUUACAUUUGAAAUGAUUAUAAAGAUGAUUGACCAGGGUCUGAUCCUCCAUGAUGGCUCUUACUUCAGAGACCUGUGGAACAUCUUAGACUUUAUUGUUGUGGUGGGAGCCUUGGUGGCCUUCGCCCUCACCAAUGUGAUGGGAAAUAACAAAGGACGGGACAUUAAAACCAUCAAAUCUCUAAGAGUUUUACGAGUCCUUAGACCACUGAAAACCAUCAAACGUCUUCCUAAACUCAAGGCGGUGUUCGACUGUGUGGUAACAUCUCUGAAGAACGUCUUCAACAUCCUGAUUGUUUAUAAGCUCUUUAUGUUCAUCUUCGCUGUCAUCGCUGUGCAGCUUUUCAAGGGGAAAUUUUUCUACUGUACCGACAGCUCAAAGGACACAGAGAAGGACUGCCAAGGGUACUACAUCGACUAUGGGAAGGACAAGAAAGAGGUGAAGAGAAGAGACUGGAAGAGGCACGAUUUCCACUACGACAGCGUCAUCUGGGCCCUGCUCACCCUCUUCACUGUCUCCACCGGAGAGGGUUGGCCGCAGGUUCUGCAGCACUCGGUAGACGUGACAGAGGAGGACAGAGGUCCAAGCCACGGCAACAGGAUGGAGAUGUCCAUCUUCUAUGUCAUCUACUUUGUUGUGUUUCCCUUUUUCUUUGUCAACAUCUUUGUGGCGCUCAUCAUCAUCACAUUCCAGGAGCAGGGAGAUAAGAUGAUGGAGGAGUGCAGCCUGGAGAAAAAUGAGAGAGCCUGCAUAGACUUUGCUAUCAGUGCCAAACCGUUGACCCGCUACAUGCCGCAGAACCGGCACACGUUCCAGUAUCGUUUGUGGCAUUUUGUGGUGUCGCCCUCAUUUGAGUACACUGUUCUGGCCAUGAUUGCCCUGAACACCAUCGUACUGAUGAUGAAGUAUUAUUCUGCCCCGCCAGCGUAUGAGGCUGUACUGAAGCAUCUAAACACAGCCUUCACAGUUCUCUUCUCUGUUGAGUGUGUCCUCAAAAUCCUGGCCUUUGGCUUUCUGAACUACUUUCGAGACACAUGGAACAUUUUUGAUUUCAUCACAGUCUUGGGUAGCAUCACUGAGAUAGUGGUAGAUUUGCAGUUUGUCGACACAUUCAACAUGAGUUUCUUGAAGCUGUUCCGAGCUGCCCGUCUAAUCAAACUGCUGAGGCAAGGGUACACCAUCCGGAUUCUUCUGUGGACCUUUGUCCAGUCCUUCAAAGCUUUGCCCUAUGUCUGUCUGCUAAUUGCCAUGCUCUUCUUCAUCUAUGCCAUCAUUGGCAUGCAGGUGUUUGGCAACAUUAAGCUGAGUGAAGAGACUCACAUUAACCAGCACAACAACUUCAAGACCUUCUCUGGUGCACUCAUGCUACUCUUCAGGAGUGCGACAGGGGAGUCGUGGCAAGAGAUCAUGCUUUCAUGUUUGGGGGGACAGCAGUGUGAGACAGACCCUUCACUGCCUCCUGCAGUACUGAUGUCUGACCAAGAAGGGGGCUGUGGGUCCGACUUUGCCUAUUUCUACUUUGUGUCCUUCAUCUUCUUCAGCUCCUUCUUGAUGCUGAACCUGUUUGUGGCUGUGAUCAUGGAUAACUUUGAAUAUCUGACUAGAGAUUCUUCGAUCCUCGGCCCUCACCACCUGGAUGAAUUUGUGCGGAUCUGGGGGGAGUAUGACCGUGCUGCCUGUGGUCGUAUCCAUUACACUGACAUGUAUGAGAUGUUGACAAACAUGUCCCCACCUCUAGGCCUGGGCAAGAAAUGCCCCUCCAAGUUGGCAUAUAAGAGAUUAGUUUUGAUGAACAUGCCUGUGGAUGAAGAUAUGUCUGUCCACUUCACCUCCACACUCAUGGCCCUCAUUCGCACUGCCCUGGAGAUCAAAAUAGCCAGAGGAGGAGAGGAUCGAAAUCAAAUGGAUCUGGAUCUGCAGAAGGAAAUUGGUGUCAUCUGGCCUCAUCUGUCUCAGAAAACACUGGAUCUGCUAGUUCCUAUUCACAAAGCCAGUGACAUGACCAUAGGCAAGAUCUAUGCUGCCAUGAUGAUCAUGGACUACUACAAGCAGAGCAAGGCCAAAAAGCUCAGGCAGCAACUGGAGGAGCAGAAACAUGCACCGAUGUUCCAGCGUAUGGAUGCAUCAUCUCUUCCUCAAGAAAUUAUAUGCAAUGCCAAGUCCUUGUCAUUCUUCAGACAGAGUACUGGAUCUGCUCUCACCAGAGGAGGCUUUUUGGCACUCAGCGCCAUUUCACCUCAAGAGAUGUUCAUGCAGCCACUGGCUCAUUCCAAAGAGGAGCAGCAGGAGGAAGAAGAGGAGGAAGAUGAAUACCGCUUACCGUACCUCCCGUACCACCAUUCUCAUCACCACCAUUUGCACACACUGGUGACAGAUGUGAUGGAGUAUAAUCAAGUGAUGCGGCAAGCUAGAGAGGACCCCACGGUGCUGAAAUCACCUCAGCGCACAGCAUCGAUAAGAGCAUCAUCUAUGCCUCGACUAGCUGUUGAUGGGCAGCCUGGACUAUCAGUAGACAGUAAACUGAUGAAGCGCUCCUUCUCCACCAUCGGGGAUCAGUGUGUGAACGGCUUGUGGCAGGAGCAGCACUCUCUGGAGAGAGUCAGUCCUGACGGCACAUACAGACCUCGGCAGAAGAGCUACAGAGGCCCAAGAGUUAACAACAGAGAUGAGAGAGGGCGCUCAAAGGAACGGCGUCACCUUCUGUCUCCUGACGUUUCUCGCUGUAACUCUGAGGAGCGCAGCAGAGAUACUUCGCAUGAGAGGACAAAGUCCCGCUCGCCCAGUGAAGGACGUGCUCAAAAUUUACAGAGACAGAUCAAUGCAUCAGGGAGCCCCGCCCAUUCAUCAUCAGAGUCUGGUACUCCUCGUAAUCGGCGUCAGCUGCCUCAGACACCCUCUCGCCCGCGGCCUUACAUCUCCUACUCUCCUCUGGUCUGCCAAGCCCACCCCUCUCCCACACCAGCAACCUCCUCUGACGGACAGACCCAGCCUCAGACCAGUCCCCGUGGCCCAACAGACACCUCCUUCAAGUCUGACAAGGAGGCUGGCCCGCUCACCACAGGUCAGGCAUCAUCAGGAGGUCAGGUUUUAGGAUCGAGCCACCCCUCUCCACACCGCUACAUCUCAGAGCCCUACCUUCCAUUCCAUGAGGGCGUCCACAGCGGCAACUUGGGCAACAGGCAGGACACCCUUACUUUUGAGACAGCCAUGGCAACCAGUCUGGGUCAAGCCAAUGUCAUAAGCUCCGCCCCUCAGCUCAGACAUUCCUGGCAGGUUCCUAACGGGCAUUUCCGUAAGCACUUGGGCCAGGCCAGUCCGACCACCGCCGGCGAGCUGCUAAGUGACACAGAUGAGGAUGACCGCUGCUAGAGUCAAGAGAGGAGCAGAGGGAGCAUGAUACACAUGAGGAGGUCCAUGUGGGACUUCUGGCACCAUAAGGCUGUAGCUCCUCUGGCUCUGGGAUCCUGAUGUUCUCAGUACUGUAGCAAGCUGACAAGACCUGAUACCUGGGUGUUUAAGUGUGUGUCUGCCACAUGUUCUUGUGUGAAUGUGUGUCAGAGCUGGAAGGAGCCUACAUGUAUAGACAGAAAUGUGUGGGUUGUAUGUGUGCUGCGAACAAUUGCCAAAUUAUCAGCAGCAGAGGCGUAGCUCAACGUGGGCAUCCCACGUGUUGCCUUCCCGCGAAUGUUGGUGUUUUGAUUGUUUUUUGGAACAAAAUAUUAUUGAUAUGGUAAACACCUGCAGGUGUCCAAGCCACAUGUCGAAUCCAAGGGGAAGUUUUG
Thalassophryne amazonica is the source of this 6872-nucleotide messenger RNA. Its product is annotated as voltage-dependent R-type calcium channel subunit alpha-1E-like. Gene Ontology annotation, cellular component: neuronal cell body; voltage-gated calcium channel complex; membrane. The transcript has 42 exons. Gene Ontology annotation, molecular function: high voltage-gated calcium channel activity. Lineage: Eukaryota; Metazoa; Chordata; Actinopteri; Batrachoidiformes; Batrachoididae. The record is from RefSeq and is a predicted model, not a curated record. Gene Ontology annotation, biological process: calcium ion import across plasma membrane; chemical synaptic transmission. Bases 34 to 6459 code for a protein of 2141 amino acids.